GGACUGCCCCUGGCCCCUUCCGACCUCCGAGCUCAGCACCUGCUCGACGCCAUGACCCCAGCCACUCGGGCGACGGUCACGGAGCUGCUCGCCGCAGCGUGCAAGAUGCGAGCCAACGGAGAGGCCCCGCGGGAGCUGGCGCCGCACCUGGCAGGAGCGAAGCUGGUGGCGUUAGAGGAAGACGACGGCGGUCUUCGGCCGAUCGCGGUCGGCGAGGUUCUGCGCCGCUUGACCAGCAAGGUGCUCUGCGAUCACGUCAAGGGUCGCGCGCGCCAGGUGCUCUGGCCGCUGCAGACAAGCUGCUGCAGCCCCCUGGGGGCCGAAGCCACCGUUCACGCCGUGCGCCAGCUGCGCGAGCGGAACGCAGACGAGGACGACAAGGUGCCGCUGAAACUCGACUUCGCAAACUCUUUCCACUCGCUGCACCGUGACCCCUCGUUGCGCGUUGUCCACGCACGCUUCCCGGAGCUGGGGCGCAGGAGCGAGCAGGCGCUGCAGACCUGGACCUAUGCGCCUUCCUACCUGGGCGACGGCUUCCUGGUGGGCUCGAAUGAAGCGGUGGCGCGAGCACUGGCGACGCUGCAGCGCCGCUGCCCUGAUUUGGGCCUGCUCCUCCACCUCGAGAAGCGCGAGCUCGUGGUCACCUGCGGACGCAGGCCGGGCGGCCUGGCGGACCUCUCCCCUGCGCCUCUCCUGGCGGACGCAGAGACGGGGGCCGACCGCGUUGUCCUCCGAUGCGGCUCCAAGCUCCUGGGGGCGCCUAUCGGGGCGAAUGACUACUGCGAGGCGCUCGCCCAGCGCCGCGCCGACAAGACGAAGCCCGCCCUGGAGGUGCUCGCCAACCUACGCCCCCAAGUGGGCCUCGCCCUCCUGUGCUACUGCGCGAGCUGCGCGAAACUCGUGUACAUCGCCCGCGCAGCGCCGUCUGCUCUCCUCUCGGAAGCGUUGCGCUGCUUCGACGACGGCCAGCGGCGCGCGCUGCCAGACCUGUUGGCAGCGGACCAGACGGGCGCGCAGUGGGAUCAGGCAGCAUCACACGCGCCCGGCGCUUACUUGGCCAGCCUCGCAGCCACGCGGCACCCGUGCUGCGACCUUGACCCGGCCUACACGCGGGCGCCGCGUAGCGCGGUUGCGCUGGAGGGGCAGGCGCUCCUGGCGCACAACGCCCUGCUGGCGCCAGCAGACGGCCUCGACCCGGCGGCGCUCGACAGGGCCACGCAAAAGCAGCUUUCCGCCGCGGUGGACGGACGCGGGCACCAGACUUUUCUGGCGGGCUCGGGGGCCGCAGACCGCGCUGACAUCGUUUCAAAGAUGCUGCCCGGCGCUCCACACUUCCUCGAGGCGCAGCCCAGCGAGCAGCUGGGGCUCCUUUUCGAACCCGAGGAAAUCGUGUGCGAGGUCAAACGCAGGCCCCUCAUGCCCGCGUGCGAAACUGAACAUUUCUGCCAUUGCCGCGAGGACGUCUGCGACCGCCGCAGUCGGCACGCAGGCCUAUGCGCGGAUCGCGUCCACCGGCACAACGGAGCAAGGAACGUGGUCGGCACCUUUGCCACCAGCGCGGGCGUCAACCCGACGCUCGAACAACCUGGCCUUCUACCGCCCCGCCCACACGACGUCCAGGUGAAUGGGCACCGGCCUGCGGAUGUCUACGUACCGUCCUGGUUCCAGGGGGCGAGUGCUGCCUUCGACUUCGCGGUGUCUUCGCUGGACAAGCAGGCCGCGUGUGUCCUGGCGUUCCACGAAGUGGGGCGCCCGGCGCAGGAGUAUGAGUUGGUCAAGAGGAGCCUCGACACAGAGCGGCAGUGCCAGCAGCAAGGGAUCGGGUUCAUCCCCCUCGUGGCGGAGCCCUCUGGAGAAUGGGGCCCGACUGGCGCCGACACUCUGCGCCGGCUAGCCCGGGCCAGUGACUGGAGACGAGGCGAAAGGCUGGGGGCGGGCGCAGCACGCCUGUUCCAGCGCUUGUCCGUGGCGAUCCGCCGGGCGACGGCGCGAGCAGUCCUGAGGAGGCACGCGGAGCUUUCCUCGGCUGGCGGAGCUAUGGCUGCCGCGCCUGGCUUGCUGGCAGAGUUGGGGGAG
Molecule: messenger RNA, 2076 nt
Organism: Prorocentrum cordatum
Lineage: Eukaryota; Dinophyceae; Prorocentrales; Prorocentraceae
Source: the annotation of a GenBank genome assembly